AGAAAGCAAGCAAGCAAGAGAUAUCAGUGGACUAGUCUUCUUCAUCUUAAUGAUCCGGCCAGUUGCAAUACAUUUAUUUUAAAAGCAGAUGGUGCCCCUGCCCUUCCCGCAUAUGCAUUGUGGUGGCCGGCCGCCCUUCUAACUAGACAAAUUAAUUAAUUUAAUAUAUAUAUAUAUAUAUAUAUAUAUACUCGAUCGAUCCAGUAGUAGUAUAUAUAAUUACUACUAGUUACUACUACUAAAAUGAAUGAAGAAAUGAACGGUGGUGGUACCGGUGAUCAUCAUCAUCAUGGUCAGUUGGUGGGUGUUGAUCAAAAUAAGAAUGGUUCAGCUGAUCAUGUUCCAGAGAAGAUAGAUUAUGUGUUCAAGGUGGUGGUGAUUGGCGACUCCGCUGUGGGUAAGACUCAGUUACUGUCCAGGUUCACUAAGAACCAAUUCUGCUUUGACUCCAAAUCCACUAUUGGGGUUGAGUUCCAGACUCGCACUCUCACCAUCAACUCCAAACUCAUCAAGGCCCAGAUCUGGGACACUGCUGGCCAAGAAAGGUAUCGAGCAGUGACAAGUGCAUACUACAGAGGUGCACUGGGGGCCAUGUUAGUGUACGACAUCACCAAGAGACAGACAUUUGAUCACGUAGCGAGGUGGGUAGAUGAGCUCCGAGGCCACGCAGAUAAUUCCAUAGUGAUAAUGUUGAUUGGAAAUAAAGCUGAUCUAGUGGAGCUGAGAGCGGUUCCAACGGAGGACGCUGUGGAGUUUGCAGAGAAUCAGGGCCUAUACUUCUCGGAGGCAUCAGCCUUUAGUGGUGACAAUGUGGACAAUGCAUUCUUUAAACUCCUCGAGGAGAUAUACGGUGUGGUCUCUAAGAAGCCCUUGCAUCAGCAGGAUGAUGAUGGAAAAUCCAACGCUUCUGCUUCAUCCAUGCCUAGAGGAUUCAAAAUAGACGUUAUUGAUGCCACUGAUCUCGAAAUAACCGAGUUGAAGAAACUGUCUACAUGCUCCUCCUGUUAAUUAUUAAUCUUAAUCCAACCUAUAUAUAUUGCACUGAAAUAGUAGUACUACUUACACAUUGAUAUCUAGAUCAGUAUGAUUUCAGUUUGCAUGUCCUCCUCCUCCUCCUCCUCCUCCUAUAUAUAUAUAUAUAUAUAUAUGUUAUUGAUUGGAAUUUGGAAGUCUUUGUUACCAGCAACUUUAUCUCCAUAUAUGGAUCUUGUUUCAUGUA
This is a messenger RNA of Cornus florida, 1219 nucleotides long. RefSeq names its product ras-related protein RABA3. The coding region runs from base 244 to 1008 and encodes 254 amino acids. Gene Ontology annotation, cellular component: endosome. The record is from RefSeq and is a predicted model, not a curated record. Lineage: Eukaryota; Viridiplantae; Streptophyta; Magnoliopsida; Cornales; Cornaceae. The transcript has 2 exons. Gene Ontology annotation, molecular function: GTP binding; GTPase activity.